Lolium perenne is the source of this 4196-nucleotide messenger RNA. RefSeq lists its product as uncharacterized. The record is from RefSeq and is a predicted model, not a curated record. Lineage: Eukaryota; Viridiplantae; Streptophyta; Magnoliopsida; Poales; Poaceae.
CCUGAAGCUACUACAAGGGGACUGCAAGCAAAGAAUCAAAUGCACUUCUCGGCUAGAGGGAGGAGCCAAGUAGAUGAGGCGCCCGUUCAGUUUCCAAGGGCUCCUCCUUGCUCGCAUAUCUUGCAUCUCUGCUCUGAUUUGGGGUCGCAUUAGCAGUGCGAAGAAGCAGAUCAUCAGAGCACUUGCGGAAUUUCACUCAAGACUUCUGUUUUCUCAAGCUGAAUUUUCAAAAGAAAAUAAAGGAAAAUUGUCAAGCUUGCUAUCAAGGUGUACGCAGGUGGUGUGGCAAGCGAUCUUCAAGUGAUCGGCGGUGUGGCAAGUGAUCGGUUAGAUUAUUGGAAUCAAUUUGCUACUGCUUUUCUAGUCGUCGUCGGAGCUCUUCAUUACGCGUCCUCGUCUGCUGAGGAUCGAUUAAGUUCUCUGCUGCUUUUCUCUCUCUUGGUCUUGGAGUUGGACAGCGUGUGUAUUAACAUGAGUGGUCCUCGGAAAGAAACGAUCGGAAGCUACGAUGUUCAACAAGCCGGAGAAAAUAUUUGUGCAAGGAUUAAAUCCAAUAGUCACGAAAAGGUCAUAUAUAUUGGUGGUUGGGCUGAAUUUGGGGCAUCUACCGUUAUUCGAUACGCAGCAGCAUUGCUCCGAACCAGGAGAACCGUUCUGGAACCAUGCUUUGACAGGAUAAUUUUCUUAGAUUGCUCAAAGUGGAAAAAUAGAAGAGCAAUGCAGAGGGAAAUUAUAAGAGAAUUGAAACUUGACCACGCUAUAAUGACUAUUCUAGAUAAGCAAGACGAAGAGGAUGAUUUUAAGGGAAUUGAUGAAAGCUCAAGGAAUGAGAUGGACAGUGUUUCUCAAGUGAUUGAUCAAACCCUCGGUGCCACCAAAUUUGUUAUGUGUUUUCUCAAUGGAAGUGACAACGAGAUUGAUGUGAGCCUCUUUGGCAUUCCUCAGUUUGCAACAUAUAGAAACAACAUAAUGCUAUGGACCUUCACAAGAAGUUCCCUUACCACGCAUCAACACAAUAAAAAAGCUGGUGAGCUAAGAUAUACUCGUGUUCAUUGGGAUUUCUAUAGAAUAAUACCUCCUUUUGGAAGUUCACAUUUGUGUGGACUACUGCACCAGCAUGCAGCCACCAUUGUUGAUCAUGGUCUAGGUAUGCAAGACAUCAACCCGACAAUGGUCGCAGAAUGUUUCCUCUAUGGGUUAUUUCUGUGUUAUAAUUUUCACGUUGCCACAAAACUUGAUUGGCUUUCGCAUGCUUCGAACUAUUGGAUAUGCGAUGCAAUCAUAAAAGGUGACAGAGCUAGGGAUAUUAGUAACACAGUGCAUGGAGAGAUAAUUUGGGAGUGUGACGCUUCUUUGAUUGACUGGGUGCUUGAAAAUAAUAUGCAAUAUAUCAAGCCUCCUAUUCUGGUAGUUAAAGAUGAUGAUGUCUACAAGGAAGGGCCAUAUCGUUGGAUUUCAGUCACAACGAGAAAUAUGGAAAUAAGUGGCUUCAAGACUAUACCUGCAACAACAUCAUCUUUAUUUUUGGCAUUUGAAAGAUUCAAUCACUCAUCAAUUUUAUCAAAUGGCUUGUUUGAAAAUUCUAGCAACCUUGGUGUGUUAGUUCUCUGUUCUUGUGCCUUCAACUUUGCAUCACCUCCUUUCCUCAGGUGUCAAAGCCUCAGAUUCCUUGGAUUGGACCACUGCACAACUAGCAAAAUAGGUGAAGAAGAAAAUCAUAAUCAUACAGAAUGGGCAUGCUUGUAUAACCUUUUGGUGCUGGACCUCCGCUACACAGGCUGGGAUGAAAUCUUAUCUGAGGAAAAAAUAUGUCUCAUGAAAAAUAUUACAGAACUAAAUAUAGAAGGUGUGAGGUGUUGGCAGUACACAACUCAGCUAAAAGGACGGCUACCUAACCUUCAAAGGCUCCGAAUAAUCAGACCAACAUGUCCAUGUGUGACUUCAAAUGAUGUUGAUGACUCAUUUAUAGACAAGACAUGCAUGGAAAUACUUGAUUUGUCGGGGAACAGUGACAUGAAAAAUCUUCCAGCAAGCCUAUCCGGAGCGAGCAGCCUUCAGAUGCUCGUACUUGAUGGCUGUGAUGGACUGGAAAAUGUUGGUGUCCCUAGCCGGCUACCGGCUUCCCUCAGGUGCUUCAGCUUUGAUGGAUAUGGGCCUGCUUCCCAGCGUACACUAACCAUCGAGCUACCUCCGAAACACUUUCGCCCGUCUACUGCAGAAGAUGAGAAGGAUAUCAUGACCUCCAAGAUCUCCCUAGAAGGAUGCACAGAAUUGGAUAAUCUGUUUGUGCGUGGCCUAAACAACCUCGUGGAACUGGACCUCUCUGGAACAGCAAUCAAGAUACUUGACUUCAAGACCAUGGUGGUGCAAGUCCCAGGGCUCAAGCGGCUCUUUCUAAUAGGAUGCAAGCACCUUCGUGCAAUCAUUUCUUUGCCCGUGACCAGUGCAGAGUUGAUAUGCAUAGAUACACGGGAUGGAAUCAUGCGUCCUCGACCCUCCAUCGACACAAAAAAAUUCUUCCGCUUGAAGUUGCAUGUUGUUGUUGUGGAUGCUAGGAUUGCUUAUUCUUUCAAGCAAUUAUUAUUACCUCCUCAUUUAUUAAGGGUUCCAGCUGAGGAUAUUUAUUUUAAAAUCCAUAUCACUUCCUCGCCCCGCGUGUAUGAUGGGGUUGUUCAAUUUGAAGAAACCAACAACGAGAAGUUCGACCACUAUGAUCAAGGGAGCUUGCAACAGCUUAUUCCAGCAGGCAAGUACAUUGAUGUCCUUAGCAUGGUUGAAGAUCCUCCAAUGCAGGCUUUCCCGCAGCCUCCGGCUACAGAGCUGGACCGACAUAUGGAGAUUGCUGAAGGGAGCUGCUACGUGGAAAGCGGACUGGAAAGAGAACUUGGUCUGCUGAUGGAGAUUGUUGAAUCCUUGCAUUUGCACGAUGUCUCGAUACAUGCUACUAUUCGUAACGAUAUAUGCAGGUGGAGCUAUCUUAGGUGGUGCCGCGUGGAGAGGUGCCCCAAGUUGGAUACCAUCUUCCCUUCAAGGAGCUAUGGGUUUUCUACAUUGCAGACCUUGUGGGCAUCAGAUCUCCUAAUGGCCCACCAGAUUUGGAGUAAAGGUUCACCCUAUUCCUCCUUCGAAAAUUUACAGCACCUCCACCUGCAAUCAUGUCCGAGGCUCCAGUUCAUGAUCCCUGUGUGGGUUUACCCCUUCCCCUGCUUGGAGACGCUCCACAUCAUCCACUGCGGCGACCUUGUGCACGUCUUUGAGCUGGAUAGAGAAUACGUCAAGGAAAUAAUCACCGAUGGCCUAUUAUUCCCGAGGCUGAAGACCAUCCACCUGCAUGACCUCCCGAAGCUGCGACAGAUAUCCAAGGUAAAAACGGUGGCCCCUGCGCUCGAGAGCAUCAGGAUCAGGGGAUGUUGGGGCCUGCGCACGCUGCCAUCCGUGGGGGGCCGUGCCCUAGGUGAGAGGAAGCCAACCGUCGAGAUUGAGAAGGACGUGUGGGACGCUCUGGAGUGGGACGCCGGCGAUCGCCCGGACCACUUCGAGGUGCCCGUACACUCGCGCUACUACAAGAAGAAACUGCCCAGAGUCUCCUUCCUCAGGUGAACUUUACACCUCUGUGUUUCUUCCAUCGCUAUGUGCAAGUGAUGGACGCAUCUCCUGCUGCUGGGUGAUCAUGUGUUUGGUUUGCUUGUGUGCUUCCUUCGAUUGCUGGCCUCCAGGGAGACCGUUGGUCAUCCAUGGACCCAUCGCCUCUCCCUGCUCUUGUCUUUUAUUCUUGUCAAUGCCUUAUGUGCGAGCUUAUGGUGGCUCUCACCCUAUAUUUGUGUUGUGGCUUCCCAAUAAGAAGGUGGAGGACAGGUCUGUGCCUGCGUACACAGACCUGGCCCUAGUGUGUGCCUUGCGUCGUCCACCAGACUGCAUUUGUGUGUGGCUUUCAUGAGUGCUUUGCUAUGUUUUUGGAUUUGUAACAGCUGCCUACAUGUACGUGCCUGCCUGCAUCAUCAAGGCUGGCUGCGUGUGAGUGUGAUUUGGUUGAGUGCUCGCUAUGAAUCUGAACCAAGAAACAGAGCAAUGAUGGUUGUGGUGUGUGCUUUGCCUGUUAUGCGGGAGCAGCUACGUGUGCCGGUUGUUUCAACUACCUGCCUCUGUGUGAAUCAUUGACCUAUUUGUCAAAUUUUCUUCACCACAAGCAUCAGUUG